This is a messenger RNA of Phasianus colchicus (ring-necked pheasant), 10569 nucleotides long. RefSeq names its product WD repeat domain 64 (gene WDR64). NCBI's taxonomy places the organism in Eukaryota, Metazoa, Chordata, Aves, Galliformes, Phasianidae. The record is from RefSeq and is a predicted model, not a curated record. Gene Ontology annotation, molecular function: protein binding.
GUGAAUAAAUGUGAAAUUUGCUUAAGCUUGGCAAGUGUCGUGAACACUUUUGCUCACCUUUGGUUUGUUCUGCUCUUUUUACUGUAGAAACAGGCAUCCUCACCUAACUGAGGUCUUUGACCAGGCCUUACAACAGUAGCAAGCGCCAGAAUAUCAUCAGACUGGUUUACAUUCUAUUACCAGCAACUGUAAAAGGAGAAGUGGCUCUUCAUUCUUCACCAGAUACUGCGUGGAUCCAGGGGACUCCACAAUUGCAUCUGUUCCUAACUGCAUUAGUUGGUAGGCAGCUCUUGGCAGAAAACUCAAAGACAGUGCAAAGUGUAAGAAAACAAUAUGAGACUUGGAGAUAGCUGGUAUAAUUUUCCUUCCUACUCAUUCAGUACAUAAGUCUGAAAGAUAGGACAAACUUGUAACAGGUAUAUUCUUACUAUAGAAUGCUAUCUCGUAUUGCUAAAGCAGUGCUAGCUGUAGCAGAAUUGAAACCUGAUGAAGUCAUGCCUGGCUCUGAAAGUGAGAAAGUUCAUGCAUGUUCAACCACCAAUUGCACCAGAUUCCAAGAGCUGAUCUUACUUCCCAAGUUAUUAGUAAUCAAGUGGGUGGCAACCCUGCCUGCGCCAACAAGAUUGGAACUAAAUGAUCUUUGAGGAUCUCUUCCAACACAAGCUAUGCUAUAAUUCUAUAAUUCUGGUUUGUGACCUAGGGCUCCUCAGCAUGUAGAAUUCUGUGAUGUAUGGGAGGGUUGUGACGUCAGUUGUUCACUAACAGAUUUGCCAGCUUGAGAUGCUGAACUAGGGACACCUCGUUAUGUACUGUUUGCUAUACUUGUCAUACAACUGCAUCUCAUAUGAACUCAUGUGGGAGUCUAAAAUUUAAGGAGCAAAACAAGGCUUGGACCACUGUAAGGAGAGCUCUCUCUCCUACCUUUUUGUCCUCCCUUAUCAAAGGAUGUCUGAAUCGACGGACUGUGAUAACGAGAGUUGCUCUGCUCUUGAAGUGCUGGAUUUCAAGAAUGCUUUAAAGCAGUUCCAGAAACUAGUUGAAAAAAUAGUAACCCAGAAGAAAAAGGAAAGAUUAGGCUGGUAUAUUAAAGAUGAUGAUGAGAUAGAUUAUGAUGAGUUCUAUAGAACCACACAGACACUUUUUGGUCCAGAAGUCAAGGAGCAUAAUGUUAAGGCCUUUUUCAGGAAGAUAAGCAACAAUCCUGAUGCAAGGACAGAAUGGUGUGAGAUUUUUGGCUAUUUCAUAAGAGAAAAUGGUGCCACCCCUUCCCAUUUGCGAGAAGAAAACACAGUUUUCCUUACAUCUGAAAAACAGCAGAUUACUUAUCCAGUUGUCAAGGAACGAGAUAUGAUUACAAGCAUAGUGAAGGUGCCCCAUUUGGAUUUCACUGUAACGUCCUCUCAGAAAGGAGUGCUAACUAUUUUCAACAACAAGAUGAAAGUUCUGGCAACCACCAGUGUUAAAGAUACUGCUUGGAUCAAUGGAUGUGAUUUCCUGACUCAGCUGAAAUGUGUUGUGGCUGUAACUGAAAGGACAAUCAUUGUCUGGGACUAUACCUCAAUAGGGAAAAAGGGUAAUUACUUUAUUGUCAAACCAAUGGAAAACAGUCUGCUCUGUGUUUGCACGGCAUCUGUGUCUGAUCAACUGGGUGAGGAUAACAUCCUAAUGGGAGAUGACAAAGGCUACGUUAACCUACUUAAAGUGACCAGUGAUCACUUUGGAUUGAAGCAACGUGAAGGUAAAAAAGAAUCUCAACUUCGGAUCUUGGAUUCCAAAGAUUUUAACAUUGUUAAACGCAAGCUACACGAUGACUGGGUUUUGAAAGUUAAAUAUAUUUCUGACCUAAAUUGUUUUGGAUCCUGCUCCUCGGACAGCAUUCAUUCAUUUGUUUUAGAUGACAUAAAGCGACUAGAGGACAACUUACCUGUAAAGGAAUUUUCUGUUCCUAGAGGAGUCAAUGCCUUCACGUACUGUGGAAAAGCAAAGGUUAUUGUCACUGGGGGUCAUGACAAACUCCUUCGUUUGUGGCAUCCCUAUAUUAAUACGAGGCCUACAGGAAAGCUGUCUGGGCAUCAGCACAGUAUUGUGGAAAUUGUGACGAAUGAAAAAGAUCAGCAUGUCAUCAGCCUUUCAUUUGCAAAGAUUUUUAUAGUGUGGGAUCUACAGACCCUUUCAAUGCUGCAGGUCUUCCAGGAUCAAGAGAGUCCAAGAGGGAUUGACACCCUUGCCAUGGUUUUUGACAAUGCUUGUGGCACACUUAUUACAGGGUCAACUGUCAUUGAUAUUUAUCCUCUAAUGCACAUGAUACAAGAUACAAAACAGGUCCCAAAAACACAUGAGAAAAGCAUAAAUGUUCUGGCUUAUAACAGGGCUUUUCACCAAAUCCUCACUGUCUGCUCUGAGUCAAUACUGAAGGUGUGGGACCUAGAAACAGGAUAUCAAAUAUACCAGAUUGAAGAUGCACAUGGGCUGAAUGUUGAAGUGACCUGUGCAGCAAUUGAAAUAAAUGGUUUUUAUCUUGCUACUGGGGCUUGUGAUGGAACAGUGAAAAUUUGGGAUUUUGGCAGUGGACAGGAAGUUAAAGUCUUGCCUUUGACCCAGCACAGCAAAGAUGAGCAUUGCUUGCUGAAGCUAGUCUAUCUGAAGGCUACUGAGAGUCAACAUGUUCUUCUUGUUUUGGAACAGAGUGGGAAAAUGAAAAUCAUUCAGGGUAAUGAAAUUCAAAGAUAUCUAAAGGUUACGUGGGUGCUUCCCGAGGCAGUGUUGUUUCUACAAAGAAAUCCAGUUGAAUUUCUGUCACUGAAUCCAGACACUUUACAAAAACAUGAAUUUUUUCCAGAUAUCCAGCUACCACCUGAUACCAGUUCUCUAAGCAGUGAUGCAGAGGGAUUUGUACCUUCUGUGGAAAUGAAGUGCUUUGAUGUUUUAAAAGUAGAAGGACAUAGCUUGAUAACUACUGGAAGUGAAAAUGGUGCGAUAAUUUUGUGGGAUUUUGAAUCUGCCACUGUCAGAUACAUGUGUAAAAUUAAUGAGAACAGCCAGGCUUCAGUUCCUCAAGCAUCAGGAGUCAAUGCUGUGUUAUUCCUCAUGCAUAGUGCUUCCUCUUCCAGGAAAAUUAGCUCUCUAUCCUCUACUGCUAUUGUGAGUAGUGAUAUUGAUAGUGAUACUGAUGAUCUCCCAGAGCACAAGAACAGCUAUUUGAAUCAAAAUAAGGAAAAUGCCAGAAGUUAUGAAAAUAGUACUCAGAUAACAGCAGCAGAAGAUACAUUUAGGCGUAGGUAUAUCCAGUACUCGAAGACGAAUGCACAAUUACCCAGGGAUGUAAGAAGAUACUCACCAAUACUGGCUUCUGCUCAUGAAAAUGGCUGCAUCUACCUAUGGAGUGUUCAGGGGAACUUACUGAAAGAAAUUUUGCCAUUUUCAAAAUAUCAUCCAGUUUCUCUAACAGCAAUAUGUACAGACAUCUCUACUAAAAUGCUUCUGGCAGGCAGUAAGGAAGGACAUAUUAUGUGCUGGAGCAUUGUCUCAUUCUUAGAAGAUCCACAAAACAGUAAAAAUCAAAUAAAGGAGGAGCUCUGUUGGACGGCACACUCUGCUGAAGUCAUUGACUUAUUUUACGAAGAGCAGAACAAUGUGGUAGUAACAGCAUCUGUUGAUGGUUCAGUCAGACUCUGGCAUGCCAUGAAUGGAUGCUAUCUUGGUUACUUUGGACAGCCCAGGAAAUUUGAAUUAUCAGAUCUCAGUCGAUUGAUUUUGCCUUGUGAUGUUAAAGAUGUUCCUAUGAUAAUUAAAGAGGAAAGCAAGCAUAUGGAAAAUAAGAGCAUGCCGGACAAAGACAAGUGGAAAUCACCAACUAGAUCACAUUCAGUUUUAAAAAAAGAUAAACAUGUGGACAUAAUUCAGGACUUUAAGUUUUUCAAAGCUCUGUCUUCUCCAAAGCUUCCUAGACAACCUUUGGAAAGCAUUGAGACAGGAAGCAAAGUGGCUGGUGCAGUAUUUGGGCAUCUUCCUAUACAUGAGCUUGAGAAGCCAGCUGAAGAGAGCAUCCUUCAGAAUCCUAAGUGGAACAAACCUGAGAUGUCCACUCUAACUGAAUUGACAGUGGAGACAGAGCUCAGUGGAGAACAGAAUCAAGACGAGUAAACAUUAUGUUCAUCUUAAGCGUACAAGAUGGGAGAGACCACAUCUGCUAUGGCUGACAUGAACAGACCAGAGAUAUCCCACACCAUAUAAUGUCCUGCUUAGCAAUAAAAGACUGGGAAAAGGAGGAGAAAGGUGAGGUGAUUAAGGCGUUCCUCGUCUUAAGUAACCACUAUAUGUGCUGUGGCCAUUCUUCUCAGGCAGUGGCUAAACAUCUGCCUUGAAGUAGUGAAUGAAUUCAUUCUUUUGUUUUUCGUGUCAGAAGAAAAGCAGAGACACUCAAUUUUAUUGAAUAGACAAUCUACUAAAGCACUGCAAACUAGAAGAAUAUACACUUAUUGUAUCCUAGAGAACAAAGGAUGCUACAAAGGAACAAAGGAAAGAAGUUAAGAACAGAAAAGCUUAUUAGACAAUUGAUAGUUCCAAAGAUAUCUUUCAAGCAGUCUUUUCAAUGCUGGAUCUAGCACAAAGCUGUUUGCUAAUAGGUUUGUUGAGUAUUAGCUGUGAAUUUUCUCUGUUGAUGUCUCUGCAUUCCUUUGGAAGCUAUUUUUCCUCUAGUAUCCACAGUUAUAUUUCAGGCUUAAGUGUUUUAGGUGUAUCAGCUGUUCUGUUGUUUCAGAUCAUUACUAUAUUAUGGAAAGGUGUCUUAACUAAAACAACCUUUUUCAGCAUGGCAGAAACUCAUGCUUGAACUGGCUGCAGUAGCUAGUUUGCCAGAAUUUCAUUACAGCCUUUGCUAGUGCUUUACAGAAUUUGGGAAGUUCUUCAGGUGUCCUCACCCACUGUGGUAGUUCAAUCUGAAUGGCAUCAACAACACCAGAAUGACGGGAGCCAAAAGUCUUUGUUAUGUAUCCACCACUAUAAUAGUUCCCAUUAUUUGGACUAGGAUUGGAUAGAGAAGGCACACAAACGUAACUGUUACUUUGUUCUUCAAUAUAUUUACCCAAACUUCUGUUCCCUGCAAGCAGAGUCUCAAAAGAUACACCAACUAGCUGACUGGCCAGAUAUCUAAUGGAGGAAUUUGAUGCAGAAAGGACACCCGAGUUAAGAGAAGUUUUUGAAAGCGUAUAACCUAAUUCUAUCCACUGUUCGGGAUGUGCUUGUCCAUGGAUAUCUAGAAUCAGGCCCCCUGUCAUCUGUGAUUUUGCAGUGGUCAAAAAUCCCAUGUAAUCCUCCCAGGCCUGUUCUGCUUGGGGAACUCCAAAGGAGGCCUCUUCCUUUUCCCUGUUGGCAUCCAUCUUGAACCUCUGUAAGUGGUUAAUAACAGUAUGUGGAAAGAAACCAUUAGUAAUUUUGUUGAUUUCCUCAGCAAGAGCUUGAGCCACUUCUAUUGUGUACCUGUCUUGUUUGGUAGAUACUUUACACUUUUCAUAAUUUUGAAUGCUUCCAGGAGGGCACUCAUGAGAGAAAAUACAAGAAGAUGUCUCUGCAUCCCAACAGCCAGCCUCUCGGUCAGGGAUGUCUUCAGGUUCCAUUGACCCACCAUGUGGGACAGAGAGGAUCAGGUUCAUGUUGCCCACUUGAUACUCAGUGAAAUGAUUAUGGCCAAAUAUAACUUCUCUGCUGCUGGUGGGUUUCAGAAGCAAAUAUAGAAUGGAAAGGAGGAACAGAUACAUAGUUUUCAUUUCCUACUGGAAGACUCAGCAAAAAAGAAUAUGGCAAUACCUGCAUAAAAGCAAAAGAGAGAUUUUAGAUUAUUUACGAAUGGAAAUAUGUGAGUAGAGCAGCUGCUACUAGAAAAAUUAGUUACCAAUUAACCUAUUCUACUUCAACUCCAAGCAGUACAAAGAAUAAAAGUACUUUCAAGAGACACAAAAAAUGAACAGGGUACUUUGCAUGGCUAGAUGUAAUUGAUGCAGUGUUUCCAAAAGAGUGGAUUCUGCCAGAAUAACAGGGCAUGGGAAAUGGUAGGUUAUUGGGUCUCCUUUAUUCCCCAAGAAAGAACAAAGAUUACUUGAUCAUAUUAUCUGACUCUAGAGAAUCACCAAAUCUGAGCAAAGUAUUUAAAAUAAACAUCUUCCUAACUAACUAAGAACUAAGUUCUUUUUUUUCAACCCUGAAACAUCAAGAAAAUUCUAUGAAAAUUUGAAGGAAUGUCUGUAUCAUAUUGACUUGAGUGAAGCAUCUUUCCAUUAUCCGCGUGCUUUCAAAACUAGAGGUUAUGUCAGCUCAGACCAUCUCUGUGUUUGUCUAAAAUAGGCUGGUAAAAAUUGAGUGCUACUAAGGUCUACCUCUUGUUGUUCUGCAGGCUGAGUUACUCCGAAAUCAUCACACAUAGAUACAAGUCCAUUAUGGAGCAACUCUCUUUAGUUUUCACGUUUCCUUUCUCUUCAAGAGAGUUAAGAUACUUUUAAGCUGUCAGUAAAUAUGACAUUUUUUGGAAAGCAGUAAUUCAUCGAGAUACUAACAGUGCUUUCAGGUCUGAAGGCAUCAUAUUCCUAGAAAAACCAGAGUCUUGCACAUAAUCAUAUAAAAUGAAUAAAUAAAGCCAGUGAAAAGCAGAAGAAAAGGAUACUUUCAAUUCCAUGAAUUAAAAAAAGCUUCACGUAACAUAGGCCAGUUGAGGAGUUUGUAAAUGAGUACAUUAAUGUGCUGUGUUGUUGUCUGUCCUACCUUUAUAAUCACAUCACUCACAAAAAUACAGAGGAUAGGAGGUAUAGCCAGAGAAGAGAGUGAAAAAGCUGAAGAACUACAAGGAUCUGCCUACCAGACUUGGCCUGAAAGUAUUGGCAGCUAUACUUACCUACAUGGAGCUUCCUACCACUACUGUGCCACACGUUUGUCCUCAAAUCUGAAGGAGCAACAGCAAAGAUAUUCUACAACCUACACUUGACAUGGUGCCAUAAAGUUUGUUCGUUUUAAAGAAUCUUCAGGCAUUACACUAGAGUUUCCAGCUUAAAAUAAGCUUUUAUCUACAUCGGCACAUUAUUAAUUCUUCCCUAGGUUUCCCCAAGACAUAGGCCUUUAUCUACUAGUUCACUGCAUUACCAGAAAUGUGUAGAAAAAAAUUUUAAGUAUUAUUCAGAAUCCCUUUUUACCAGAGAAACAGCCCACCUGCAAAAAGCAGCACAAGCCAUCCACAUAAUUCUAAGCAUAGCUUACCUGAGGUACAGUGGGGCUCAACACCAAGUUAAGGAAAUCGACACUUCAUGGGUGCUGAUCAGCUGCCCUAGGAAUCAGGCUUCCUUUGCCUCUGAUGUUCAACUUAAAUGUGGUGACACAGCUGUUCCUUUCCCAUCACCUGCCAAACCAGUUUGUUUACAUCUCUGCAAUUUCCUGUUAAUGAUUAAAUCACGCUGUUAACACUAUUAGAUCCUGCUUUUAAAAUAUCUGGAUACAUAACUCUGUAUGAUUCCGUAACUGGAAGAAAAUCAUGCAGGCUCAGACAGGGCAGAGGAAACUGGUGACCUCGGACUGGUCUAUGGUUUUCUAGAUAACACAUAGGUACUGCAGAAGAAAAAUGUUAGUCACAGUAAUACAGACUAGAAGGGUAUUUGGGGCUUUAUAGCAAAACACACAGCUUCCCAAGGGUUUUGAACAUUUGUUCUUCUCCUCCAACAGCGGAACAUCUGCAAAUAGGGAGGAAUGCGCUGGAAAAUUUACCUGUUUGUUUGUCUUCUCCAUAUGAAGGAGGUCCAUGCAAAUAAGAAAUAAUUGAACUCCAUAUUGUAGAUAAACAUAUAUUAUUGCGUGGUUUAAAAAGUCUUCAGUAUUUUAAACUGGUAGCAAUUGCUGCAAGAGUAUUUUGAAGAUUUAUCUACAAAGAAAGGAAGAGCAAGCUAUUCCCAGUUCGGUGCCUUCAAAAGUGAAACUGAACUGACCACUGUGCUGGGUUUCACUCUGGACUCCGAACCAGCAGGUCUCUAGAGGGCAGGCCGAGUCCUGCAACUGCUGGCACAGAGACUUCUUCACCUGCACCUCGAUGUAUCAUUUCACAAUGCAGAGAUCACAAAAGGAAAAAUUAUAUAUAUGCUGAUAUACUACAGACUCAGCAAACUUUUGUUCUCUGAGCUGGCAUCCAUUUUUAGAGAUCAAAACCAACUUGUCACAAACACCAUAGCCACACCAGAACUCGGAAUAGCUGAUGUAAUUAGUAAAGAUGAAAGUAUAUGAUUAUUCUACAACCUCUUUUUGCCAUCACUUAAAUCUUUAUUUCCUCCUAAAAAAGAAAUCAUUAGGUAAAGUGUAACUAGCCACAGUGCUAUUAUUUUACUUGGAAUCUGUUUGUGCCAAUGAUUCCACUUUAAAAAAAAACAAACAAAAAAACAACCCUGCAUCUGGUUAUCUGAGAGGAGAACUCCUCACAGCCAAGAAUUACUGCCCGGGUAUUCAAAAUGAAGUUGCAGAACUCACAGCAGUGAGGCAGAUGACCAAAUCAAAACACUGGCAACAUAUUGGAAUGGCAGACAGCAGGUUCCCACUGGCAGUAGGAAUCACAUAAAUUAUAGGUCAGUGCUCAUUUCCAUAGGAUUACUCAUGAGCAGAUUGCUUCAGCGACUAGCUGGCAACAUGUGGGUUCAUGUUCUUUUGCUUUUGCGGGAAAAAUCGAGGACACAGAGAGAAGGUCAGAUGUUCUUGGCACUGACAAACAUCUAUUUCAAAUAUUACUAAGCUGAGGUUGUUUUUCUUUUGACAUCAGUGAGCUUCAUUCACAAGGUAUUACGUAGCAGAACUGUCUUUACUCCACAACCGCAUUCUUGUGAAGUUGAUGGGCACGGGUCUUACCUCAUCAGACUUCCAGCAAAUAAAGUAAGAUUUGCACAGGAAUGGAAUGUCAGAAUCACACUCACUCAUCUUUUCAAUGGAAAAUGAUUCCAUAAGUUGUGUGCACCCAGCAGUGAACAAAUCAUGACCCAGAUGCCAAACCUCUGAGAAUGAGGUAAGUGUAACUGAUGCAGGAAAUUGAUAUGGCUUCUCUUCUGUUCUCCUCUGUACCUGUUCAGAGGUCUGCGCAUGGCAUUAGAAAUUUAACAGUUGGUUGACUUUUGAAAUAUGGCCCAAGCUCUUGGCCUAGCCUCACCACAACAGGCAUCUGUUACUACAUUAAUUUAGGUAAUACAGGUUUUUAAAGACUUUACUAACAUUAUUGAUAUUAUCUGAUUGAAGAUACUUUUAAUAAACCAAAUGCUAGUGCAUAUCAUCCACAUAUUCCUAGAGACGCACUUUUGUGAGAUCCUUUUGUGAUUCAUUUCUAGAGGACAUAACACAAAGAGGUUGCUUUGGGUGAUCACACUGAUCCCUGAUGCCUUCCAAAUCUUUAGAUCUAUUUGCAACUUUUAGAGAUUUAAUGUAAUCAUGCUAACUCUUCAGCAUGAAGAUAUCUAUCUUUUCAGAUUAAGGAAGCAAAGAGGAAAUUCUUGGUCAAGAAUUCUGUGGUUCUGGUUUUCUUCAACAAAAGUUCCUCAAUUCGCGUUUCUGACUCUGAGGUUCACGCUAUGAUUGUUUAUAAUCCCAGCUACAGAAAAUAGUCAAAAGUAGAUUUAAUUGAAUUCCACAUGGCAUCUUAAAUUUCAUGCACAUAUUGUAUCGUCUACCCUGGUUAUCCUUCAUCUCUUGAGCAGAAUGGCUUAAGGAAAACAGAAAUGUUAAAAUUGAUGCAAGAACAUAUUUUUAAGAUAAGCGCUCAUAAUCCAAUUUUCAAUUACGCUGAAAGUAGAACUGCAACACUAACAUCUCAGGAUGGCUUAUAUUACAUCGCAACACAAACAUUGGGAAAUGUAAAGGUGUGCUCUGACUAGCUCAGGCUGGGCUCUUUCAGAAUGAGACCAGGAUCUCACUGGGACACAUCAGACACAUCACACAAGGAUGAGACCAUCUGAUAUUGUUCCUACCCAUGUGUGAAACACAAAAAUGAGAAUGCCCUUCAACACACUCUAAAGUGACUUUAUGCUCCUGCAUUUGUAGUAUUCAUUGCAUUUAUGCUAUCCCACAGGGCCAACACAGACAGAAACAAAGAAUGGACUUGCAGUUAGCUGAUUUUCAUGUUUUGCAGAAAUGGAAAACUUUAUACAUAGAGAUAAUUCAUUUCCUGAUUGUAAUUACAAAAGGACCAGAUAUCCAAACUCUAAAUUGUGAAGAGAAAUUCAACAUUUGAUUCCUCCUCCAUCACUGUAGAGCACUAUAGAGCCUCUUGCUGCCCCGGUUUGCAGGAUGUGCAGACCAUGCGCCAGCUAUCAAACUACAGCUGAUGUGUUUAAUGUGUCAAACAGGCAGAAUGAAAUAGUGCAGCUGAAUUAGCAGAUGGUUAUGUAGGAAGUCACUCCCAUGCAUGAGUGUCCAAAACCAUUAACUAGAUCUCUGAAAUAAAAAUGUUAGCUUUGUGCCUUUUUUCAUUUGUGCGGUUUGACUACCACAGCCAGAUUUUGGUAUGAGAUAUGGAUGCUCAGGGCUUUUUUUUUUUUUUUUUUAAUGAAGGCAUUUAUAGUGAUG